UGCCACACCUGCGCGCGGUACGCUGACAUAUAAUAAUAAUAAAAAAAAAAAGGUUUCCAAUCUACCUUAUGCCCCAAGUGCAAUGUCAAUACAUUUGUGUAAGUGCUCGUUGUGCUUAAAUAAAAGUCCAGCGUUGAGUGCAAGUUAUUAAUAUUCCCAGCCAGCUGUCAACAGCAUAACCAUAAUGAAUUUCUCAAGUGCUUGCUGAAAAAAAAAACAAAAAAUACAAAUAAAAUGAAUAAAUACAUGUGCCUGUGUGUGUGCUGCUGCCCAUUGGCAGCCCCAUGUUAUUAAGACGCGCAUAAAUCAGUGCGUGAGCCUCAGAAAACAUUGCAACUAAUCCUCAGCGCAAUUGACGAUACGUGCUUGUAAUGAUGACAGUCGAAGCUGCCUCACCUGUCAUCUGGCGCAUGCCGUUGCAUUAAGCCAAAGUCAAAGCCACCGCCCACAUACGAACACACACACACAUGACCGCAUCACGAGCGGCACACAGAACGUGACACAUGGCGAUGUACUUUUAUGCCAGUAAGAUAUCAGCCAUCGCCUGUGGCACGCGCUGCAAGCAGACAGUGCUGCAAAAAUCGCGUGGUCAGCGCGACAGAGAUAAAGCUGAACGCCAGCGCCAGCAGCAGCAGCAGCAGCAGCAGCAGCAACAACAACAGCGUCGUGACAGCGACGGCAUCGAAUCAUCAUCAGGCAUUUACUCUUUAGAAACUAACGCGCUAACUGCUGCAGAUCCAGCGCUGGCAAUGCGACUGCGGCGACGCCACAGCGCCGAACAGUUGAGUGUGCAGGACAUGAUGCAUUUAGAUGAGUUCGGGUUGGCUCACAUGCAACAGUCCCAGGAUAUUGUGCAAUACGAUGUGCCACGAAAUGCGCACAGACGCAGCCAAUGCGAUGUCAAUUUUGAGAGCUCGGUGCUUGGAUCCGGUGGCAUAAUGUAUAUAAAUGCUAAAAUUGUUUCCGGCCCACUGGAAUCAUUUACCGAAGUGCUCAUACCGCAGCAUGUUGCCGAUUUAGAUAAGGAAUUUCUGUUCUCAUUCUUGCUGUCAUCACGACUCUUUCUGCGGCCACAUGAGCUGCUGGGCCAGCUGCUGCAUGCGGUACCUGAUAGCGAACGCCUGGAGACUCUUGUUGCUCUGCUGGCCGAGUGGACGCAAAGAUUUCCCUAUGAUUAUCGUGAUGAGCGCAUGAUGAAUCAUGUUAAACAUAUCGUUGCCAGAUGCUCGAAUUCACAUUUAGAAACUAUAGUCUCCCAAGUACUAAGUGCCUUACUACAACGUUUGACUGAUUUAGAGGGACACGAGGCCGAUCUGCGUGCCUCUCAGUCCAAUAAUGACAACAAGCGCUUGGAAGCUCUAGCGAACCCAACGGCCACACAAUAUGCACAGAUCUUGUGCCGUCUGGAAAAGAAAUUGGCCAAGCAUGUGGGACCCGAGGAGUUUCUGCAGUGCAGCAGCAUGGUGCUGUUGGAUAAGCAGAAGAAGUGGGACCAACCUAGCGCUUCGGGCGGACCGCCAGGCGCACAGGAUCCAAAGAAGACUUGCAAUCUGGAAACCUAUCUGGACUGGUCGGCACGUCUGCGUCUCUUUGUCUGCAAUCAAAUACUGCAGUGCGUUGGCAUUGAGGAGCGCAGUCGAACCGUUGAGCUCUGGAGCGGCGUGGCUCAGUAUUGUCUGCUCGUAGGCAACUACAACAGUGCAACUGCCAUACUGGAAUCCUUGGAAUCGCCAGCUAUAGCCCGGCUUAAGAUUACGUGGAGUAAAUUGCAAGUGACAUGUCAACAAUUGGAUUGCAUGCAACGGCAUGCCGAAGGACAUGGACAUUUAUGGCAGCAGCAGGCAAUCGUCUUAAAUGAGCAGCAGCAAACUCUAAAGACUGAUAAGUCCGAUAAGCGCACAACGGAAAAGUUAUCAUCAUCAACAGCAGCAGCAGCAGCAACAUCCCCACUCAAUGCCAAAGUCAGCUUCAACUUGGAUGUGAAGCAUGCGACAAAUGCCAGUGGUGGGCGUCAAAUGGCCAUAACAGGCACUUCCGGUAUAAAUGCAAUGGACCCAGCACCUCAAUCGCCCGAAGCGAGCAGCAGCAACAGCACCAGCAACAGCAGCAGCAGUAUGAAGCAGUUGGCAACCAACGAUUGGGUUGUUAUUCCUGUCUAUGCGGAUAUUGUUAAAUUGGCGCUGGCCGAACGUGAAAAUUGUUUACAACGUUUGCCAAACGGCCAUAUCAAUAUAACAGCCUUCGAUCGAAUGGCUGCCAUUGUGGGCGCUUUUAGCAAGCACAUGCAGGCGAUGAAGCCAACGCAGGCGCCAACUAGCGGCGAGUUUGAAAACUUCUGCGCCCAUAUGCAGCGAGCUACAAAACUUGGCGAAGCGGAUCUAAUGAUGGCAUCGUUUGCCUGCGAGGAGCCCAACAAUGCCGAGAAGCUAAUGUACGAUUUAAAUUAAAUCAUGAAUUUAUCAAAAAAAAAAACAAA
Drosophila busckii is the source of this 2476-nucleotide messenger RNA. Gene Ontology annotation, biological process: positive regulation of GTPase activity; Ras protein signal transduction. The transcript has 12 exons. The record is from RefSeq and is a predicted model, not a curated record. Lineage: Eukaryota; Metazoa; Arthropoda; Insecta; Diptera; Drosophilidae. Bases 504 to 2447 code for a protein of 647 amino acids. Gene Ontology annotation, molecular function: guanyl-nucleotide exchange factor activity. Gene Ontology annotation, cellular component: plasma membrane.